Gadus morhua (Atlantic cod) is the source of this 2003-nucleotide messenger RNA. It is a transcript of the gene tmigd1, whose product is annotated as transmembrane and immunoglobulin domain containing 1. Gene Ontology annotation, cellular component: plasma membrane; cell-cell junction. Gene Ontology annotation, biological process: cell-cell adhesion. NCBI's taxonomy places the organism in Eukaryota, Metazoa, Chordata, Actinopteri, Gadiformes, Gadidae. The coding region runs from base 890 to 1798 and encodes 302 amino acids. The record is from RefSeq and is a predicted model, not a curated record. The transcript is spliced from 7 exons. Gene Ontology annotation, molecular function: cell adhesion molecule binding.
UAGCUCUCAGAACAUAGAGGGGACCGAGCAGCUAUCUGUCAUUACAACUCAACAAUCGUUAUUUACAUUGAUGUGCAGAUGGAUCUAGGUACAGACUCGGAUGUGUGUUAAUGGUUAAUGGAAAUGUGGCCAACCUUUGAUCGGACUGAACUGCGUAUUAAAGUUGUUUGGUGAAAGAGGUAAAACAUUGUCUCAUCGUAAUCGGGGAAAGUUGUACAGGGUUCACGACCUUCACCUAAAUCUAAGGAACCUAUGGAUUUAGUCUUCAACAACUAGAUGAAGUGCGAAGGACUGCUUUCUCUGGAUUUUUAUGCAAACAUCACCUAUCAAUUCUACAGGUAUUAAGUGCUUCUUUCCAGGGCUGAAGAAUCAACAUCAAAUGUCAUUAUCGUUAUCUUAAUUAGUUUAUAUUAGGUGUCUGGUAAUGUGUGUCCAUGACAAGGAUGCUAUUAAAUUGAUUAUGUUAAAACAAAGGUAAAAUAUAUCGUGUGAAGGAGACUUACUUUGAAUGUUGAAUUAUUGAGGGCUGAUGUACAGUGUCUGCCCUAUUUCUUUCCUUCCUUAUCAAUAUCUGUAAUCCUCUCUUUUAUCAUGUCAGUGCUUCUUCUAGUGGGCUGCGCAUAAGCAAAUACUGGCGCACGCACAAAGUCAACACACACACGCACGCAUACCUGUGCACACACACACAAACUAAGAAACACACAAAGAAACAAAAGCACACAAACCCACACAAAUAUAAAAAAACUGACUCUUUAACACUGAGCAGAUACACACACAAAGGCAUCUCACACACUUGUACAGACCCAAUCAUAGUCGUAAACAGAGAUUACAGAACGAAAGGGAAGCAUUAUAUUUUCCCUUGUCAUUACCUGGAUGUCCAUUUAAACCCAUGACCCAGUGCAUGAUGUCAUCUUCUUUUUGUUGGAAGGUUAUUGGUAAUUUCCUGCCUCUUGGGACUAAUGGUCCAAGCUACAACAAGCUUUUACACAAGCUCACAAGAACUCACUGCUUUGGACUGGUUCUGUACUCACGCCGGUCGUGGUUAAUCAAAAUGACAACAAUAUUGAGGACCUUGCUUCUCCAUGCUGUGAUCCUCUGUGUAAUGCAGACAUCAGGUGUGCGUAUUGAGUCUGUUCCAGGUAGUGUUGAGCAGAUGAUUGAGAUGAAGCUGGAUGGCACCGUGUCUCUGAUCUGCCGGCAUAAGACUGCCGCUAGGACUGACAUGGAGCUGGUGUGGCUGAGAAACAAUGCUCUGGUGAAGCUGGAGAACAACAACAGGGGUGAUAACAGCUCCAUCUGUGUGACACCUCUGACACACGAAGACAACGGCGCUAUUUUUACCUGCCAGAGGAAGAAUGACACCACUUUGAAUGACUCAGUGACCCUGAACGUCACCUAUGCCUCCAGGACGAAUGGCAGUGAGGAGUUCGACAUGGAGGAACAGGAGACUCUGGUGCUGCUGUGUGACAUGUAUGCCAACCCUGCUGUGAUAGUGUCAUGGGAGUUUAAUGGAACCCAACUGGAGCACACCGCUGGCCAAGUCAUAGUGACCAAUGACGGCUUCACGAGCAAGCUGACGGUGAACAAAUUGGACAUGGAUCUGCACCGGGGAACGUACAUAUGUGAAACAAAUUCGCCCAAACAUGGAAAACAAAGACGAACCUUCAUUGUUCGUGUUAAAGAAAGGACCAUCAGGUUCCCUGUGAUGCCGAUCGUGGCUGGCGUCGUGGUAGUCUUCCUCACAAUACUUCUGGCCAUUUUCUCACGAAGAAAGAAGAUUGCUAAGUGCUUCAAGUGAAGCCGUUACAUGUGGAACCACUCCAAGCAGGUGCCUGUAAAUGUAUUCAUGAGAAUUCUGUGUAAAGGUUAUGUUUUAUACUGUAUUUAAUUAUAAACGUUUGGAAAAUGAAACCUUGAGACGUUGCCUUGUAUGAGGUGAUUGAAAGCUGGAUUAUGCCUGUAUUUAAAAAAUAAAUAAAAAGGUACUAUAUUGCAAUUGGUUA